This is a messenger RNA of Cotesia congregata, 2214 nucleotides long. NCBI's taxonomy places the organism in Eukaryota, Metazoa, Arthropoda, Insecta, Hymenoptera, Braconidae. The record is from the annotation of a GenBank genome assembly.
AUGUAUGUAUUCAAACCUUUUGUUUUCGAUGAACAUCUUCCAAACAGCAUCGCAAAACCUGAAGGAAGGACAAAAUCAAAAAUACGCUGUGAUGGAAAAAAUUUAUACAUUUACAGCGGAAAAGAUCCUCUUGUGAUGGAUUAUCGAGAAUUAGCUGAUGAUCACAUUUUUGUAGCAACAAAACCAGAGUUUCGUGAGAUCUGGAUGUAUAAUUUACCCUCACAGCAAUGGAAAUUAUUGGGAAAUGAAAAGUGCUUGCCGGAUAUAAAUGAUAAAGUUUUUGGGACUAUUUUUGAAUCUAAUUAUCUGGUAAUUUGUUCAAUAAGAGUACCUUUUAAUGACGCGCCUUCGAGCCGCAAGUGCCGGCUACAUAUCUGUAAUUUGAGCGACGAAAGUGUCUUGGUCCAAGGAACUAGUGGGGAAAUUCCAUACCCUUCGUUCGCAAAUAAUUUAAUUCGCCAUAAGAAAUAUUUUUUUACUGUAGGAGUCACUAGAGACCUUGAUAAUUUUUCAGAUGUCUAUCGAUUAAAUAUGGAGAAUGGUGUAUGGAACGCAGUUUAUAGGUGUAGAGAGCUGGACCCCAAUGAACCUUUAGGAAGAAACGGACAUACUUUGAAACUUUCAGCGUUUGAUUUAGAAAAAUAUCGAUGGACGACUGUGGACACUAUAGGAGACGAAGAGUCCACGCCACAUUUUCCAACUGCACGAGAGGAUUUUGGAGUUACACAAUAUACACAUCCCAACACCGGAGAGAUAAAUGUAAUUAUAUCCGGCGGCACUGUUGAUCAUAACGAUGCUUUUGAUGACGUCUGGCAGCUCAAUUUGACGAGUUUAAAGUGGACAUGUCUUGAGAAAUUUGGAACUGCGUUACCCCAUUCCGUUGAUAGCCAUUCAAUGAGUGUUUCUCCGACAGGGAAGCUAUUCACGUUUGGUGGAUUUAUUGCAGAUGAGAAGGCACAUGGGUCAUGUUCAUCUACAUUACAUUCGGCUUGGCUCACAAUCCCAAAACUUACUGAAAUUUGUUGGGAAGCUCUGUUUUUUUAUUAUCCAGAUUUGAAAUCUAUGACUGACAAAGAAAUCAACGCUCUUGGUAUUCCCUUACAAUUACUCAAACAUACUGUUAUAGGUGCCGCGCGACCUCAAGGUAGAAUAAGCUCAACAAUGUACAGUGAUGGGAAGCUUUUGUACGUUUUCGGUGGAUUUGAUCCUACUAGUGCCCGUUUUCAAGAAUUCUCGAACAGUGUGCCUCCUCCAACACAUAAGCCUGAUUUUCUUGAUCUAUGGGCUUACGAUUUGUCAAAGAGAACGUGGACUUUAGUUAUAGAUAAGGAUAGAUUACUAUUAUCAGAUUUAGUUAGUGACAAAAUAAUUACCGCAAUAUUUUAUCCGCAUUGCCUUAUGAUUUACACUUACGCCACUCAGCCUGGUUGGGAGCGAGUAGGUCGUAAAGUUGGUGUUAUUGGAUAUAGUUAUAAAGACAAAAAAGUUUCUACUCGAUAUAAAAUUGGAAAACAACCAAUUGAUUCAGCAGCAAGUAACAUGAUUAGUCAUGAAAAAUCUAUUUACGGAAUACGACUUGCUGGAUUUAAAAAAACCAGUUUUGAUGUCUAUAAAAUAGAUUCGGACACUUUAGAAUUCAGAGCCAUCUCUAAGUAUGAUAAAUCCAAGAACUGCACUUAUUUGGUAGCAUCUCAACAUACUUUAGCGUACGAUGAAAAGUCCAUUUUUGUUAUUGGUGGAUAUAUUCCUCUGGAUACUGGAGAAAAAUUUAUCCCUUUGAGAAGCAUUCCAGCGUUCGAUAUUAAAAGCGAAACUUGGAAACUUAUGGACACUUAUGAAGAUGAGAAACGGAAAUCAGAUGUUCCAGCCUUCCCAGUGGAAAGAGUGGAUUUUAGUAUAACGCAAUUUACAGACCCACACACCGGUGACGUAAAUGUUGUUAUAUUUGGAGGAACCCCGCCCCCUUGGGAACAAACAGAAAGAGGAACAGGAGAUAGAAAUGAUAAUGUUUAUACCGACCUUUGGAAAUUAAAUCUCAAAAGUAUGAAAUGGAAAUACUUGGGAGUGAUACCAUCUGAAAUAGGUACUAAACCUUCUGUGACCGUUUCACCUUAUGGUCAGUUAUUCAUCUUUGGAGGAAUAAUAAAGGACUCAAACGGCGUAAAUAAAUCUUCGUCGGAGAUUUAUUCAACCUGGCUCUAUGUUCCAGACUAA